AUGGACAAUGGCUUGUGCGUUUCAGGAUCUCCCCCUCGCUCCUCGGUGAGCAGAGCUCUGUCUCCAGAGGGGAAACAUGGAACAUCUGGAUACGGGCAGGGCGUCACUGCUCUCUGCAGUCACACACUUACAUUCCCCCCCGGGGCCACAUCCUCACCGCACUUUCACACCGAGAUCAAAAAGACAGAACUAGCCCCUGAGGCCUCGCUGAGCCCAGGAAUGGACCUCCCUGAACUCAAACUGACUUCAUUUCAGGCCAAGGCUCCAGUCUGGUCGCUGCUGGUCCUUCUAUGUCUGCACACAGCCAAAGGGAUGUCAGGGUGGGGCGGGUGUUUGGAUGGACAUGAUGUAUUUGUGACGGUCAGAGAAAACAGCCGCCGAGGAGAAGUUGUUGCUGAGCUCUCGGCUGACACCACAGUGGAAGGGGUACAGUGGAUCCUGGAUGGAAAAGACAAAGAUUGGUUCUUCCUGGAUGAAAGAUACAUCCGGUUGAACACAUCGGUCGACAAGGCUCUUGACCGGGAGGCCCAGAGUCCCGUCCUGAUGGCUGAGUUGCAAUGUUAUGAGGACGACCUACUUCAGAGUGUGUACAGGGUCAUGGUGGAGGUUCUUAAUGAGAAUGAUAACUCGCCUGUGUUUGCAGAAAACUCCACCCACUCUCUUAUUAUAAGUGAGCUGACUCCAGUGGACACUGUGAUCUUUACCGUCCUGGCCACCGACGCAGAUAACGACAAGAUCAUUUACUCCAUUGACCAGUCAUCCCCUGAUGCAGAUUAUUUCAAGCUUGAUUUCCCAAACAGUGGAGAAGUGAUCCUGUCCAAGCCUCUCGACUAUGAGACUCAAACCGUGCUGACUGUUACCAUCCACGCCUCGGAAAUGAGCACCGCUGAGCGCUUCAACACCAGCGCCAACAUCACCAUCCACGUCCUGGAUGGAGACGACCAGUACCCACAGUUCCUGCCCUGCACGCUGCUGUUCCAAGAUGAGACCAGUCACAUCUGCACCAGUCCUGUGUACACAGUCAAUAUCACGGAGGGGGAGGAGGACAUUGUGCUGGACUUCUCUCCUGGUCCUAUAUAUGCAGUGGAUGGAGACAGAGGCAUCAGCACUCCACUCAGUUUUGCCAUACUCUCAGGCAACGAUGACGGCCGUGUCCUGAUCGAUAGAGUGACAGGGGAGAUGAAACUGACUCAGGGGGUGACGGACAGACUCACAACUCCAAUGCUGCAUCUUCAGGUCCUGGCAUACCAGGAUGAUGACCCCAGGAAGUACUCUGUCGCCACGGCGUUGAUCCAAAUCCUGGCAGUGAACCACUUUCACCCGGUGUUUGACGAGGCUGAAUAUCACGGCUUUGUAACUGCGGUAAAGAGCGCUGCCUCUCUGGUGAAUACGUACGGUGGCAAAGUGCUGAUGUUACACGUAGAAGACCCGGACUUUGAGCAGGGUUUCAACCCCAGGAUCAUCUUCACCUUCAGCCAUACAUCCAACCACACAGACAUCUACCAGCUCACACAGGACGGCCUUCUGAUCGCCAGGACCUACCAGCUCAAACCAAAACAGAGACACACCCUAGAGGUAAAAGCCACAGAUCAAGAGUCAGGUGAUGCAACCUUUGCUACUGUCGUGAUCGAGGUGUUAACUGAAGGACAAUCAAUUCCUGACAGUCCACUGGGAGUAGAGUGCCUGACGGGCUGUUCUGUGGGCAAAGCAGUCUUCCUCAGCCUGGUGUUCAUGACUACGGUUGGAUGUGUCCUGUCUCUGGUGAUCUGGUUGAAGAGGAAACAAAGGGGAAAGAGGGACCCACUGGAGAGAGGCUGUGUGGCCCAGGGAAAACACCCCAAUGUGGUGAGUCACCGCAGUGCCAUGCCACACACAGAGAAAGUUCCCAACAAGAGGGAAGAAUCUGGAACCUGCAAUCCUUCCUUCACCUUCCCUGACAAACCUGCGAUCUACACCGUCCAAGAUCUCCCCAACUGCCGAGGAGCGACUGCUGCACCCGACAGCAGCUUGGUCUCCCCUGAGAACGCAUGCAGCCCCGUGAUCUCCAAUAAAAUUGCUUCUUUAUCAAUCAAAAGCUCCCGUAGCUCACCCACCUCUCACCCAGCCACUGUGGAUUUGAGGUCUACACACAAGGCUCAAGACGCUGUGCCGUCCAGAGAAAAUCUUAACUCCCCACCUGCUCCACCCUGGGAAGCUCCUGCAGAACUACCCAACACCAGUCUGAGCCCCAACACACCUUAUUCCCGUCCCGACUCACAAGCUACCACCGAUGAUGACAUCAUUGACCUUGUCACAAGCCCCUCCUCUCAAUCCAGCGCUCCAUGCAGUCAAACCCGCAUUGCUUUUGCAGAAAUAGACAAACCCUUCCGCAAAUCUCGCGUGAAGACGCCCCCGUAUUCACCUUUACUGUCCUCAUCCCACCCCAAGCGGACCAGCACGCCCCCACCCACCCCAGAGCAGGAACCUUUCAAAGCCAAGCUGGUCCACGUGGAUACUUCACCGCUUGAUACGCCUCCGGUGACGCCACAGCGAAAAUCUAUGGCUCUAAGCAUGGAGGAAGACCAACCGUCCACGUCGCUGGAUCAGGUAGACCAACCAGAGCUGCCAGGUGCAGAUACCAGCAGUCCAUCUGAGGACAUAAGGCCAUCUGAGGACAGAAGGCCCUCAGAGGACAGAAGGCCCUCAGAGAACUCAGCAGACACCCAGGACGACCGCAGGGCGGGGGAGGAGGAUGACGACGGCUUUCUGGGAGAUGAAGAUGGAGACAAGCAAAGUGACGAUGAGUUAGAGUCAGAUGAAGAAGAGCUGCUGAGAGUGCUGGCUCGAUGUAAUCCUAUUUUUAUCACCUUUAGUAAGUGA
Molecule: messenger RNA, 2859 nt
Organism: Limanda limanda (common dab)
Lineage: Eukaryota; Metazoa; Chordata; Actinopteri; Pleuronectiformes; Pleuronectidae
Product: cadherin-related family member 5-like
Exons: 15
Coding region: 1-2859 (952 amino acids)
Biological process (GO): homophilic cell-cell adhesion
Cellular component (GO): membrane
Molecular function (GO): calcium ion binding
Source: RefSeq, a predicted model, not a curated record